Didymodactylos carnosus is the source of this 1512-nucleotide messenger RNA. The record is from the annotation of a GenBank genome assembly. Lineage: Eukaryota; Metazoa; Rotifera; Eurotatoria; Philodinida; Philodinidae.
AUGAAUAUUCGUCGUACUUACAGUAAUUCCUAUCACCAUGCUGUUGAUCCCAACACGGUUAAUGUUCGUAUUCAAAGUGCUUCUACCUCAGAUUUAAAUGUCCAAGAUGUUUCAUCUGAUAGUGAAAGUGAUCCAUCAUUAUCAGCUGUUUAUAGUUAUCAGCGAGACAGGGCAUACUCUUGCAUAAAAAUGAAUCAUAAACAACAACGUCACAAACAACCAUUAUCAUCGAGUAAUGAUACAAAUAAUGAUGUCAGAGAUGUUCGUCGUUUAAAUACAGAUACAAUUACGUCUACUUUACGCCCAAUAACUGCUAAUUCAUUACCAUCGAAACCCAAUGACGACUGGGAUCCACAAAAUUCCGUGGGAAUGGUAAUAUCUCGACGGAAUCCAUCGUGUCCUAUUAUAUCGUCACCUGUUAAAUGUCAUAGUACAACAAGCAUAGGUAUAAAAGAAUCAAAUUCAAGUUCAUCCCAUUCAUCAACAAAAACAACAAAUACUCAAGAGCAACACAGACUUACACGCAAUCGACGAAAACAAUCAUUAGCUUCAACAUCACCCACAACAACGAGUGAAUGGAAACAUCGAGAAAUAUCACCUGGAUCACAAGCACCAUUAGUUUUUCAAACGACAUCAGAAAUACUAGGAACUUAUUCUGUAACAGAUCCUGUACACCCAUUCCUUCGCGAUUCAAAUCGUCGUUCUCGUUCAGCAACUAAAUCACCAUCAUCAUCGAUCGUUAUCACAGAUGAAAAUUGUCGUAACUUUAUACCACUUACUCUUCAUCGUUCUCAUCAGCAGCAACAUCAACCUUCUCACAUCGGCGAACAUAAUUUUCCAUCAUCAAGUAUUGUCGCUAUCACAGAUGAUAUAUUCAUUGGUACACUCCGCUCACUUCAAAAUGAACGUCAACUAUGUAAAUUGACUAUCGACUAUCUUAUUAAUGCAUCAAAUAUGCGACCAGAUGAAAUUGCACGCAAGUCAAUGGUUGGCAGUAAACUUCCAUGUACAUGUGGUCAACAACAUUCCCGUUGUAUACUUACUGUAGAAUAUCUUGAAAGUCAAAAAACAGCAAAAUAUUUAUAUCAUCUAUUUGAUGAAAUAAACAAAUUUAUUAUGAAAUCAAAAUUAAACGGGAAAAAAGUGUUAGUUUACGGUUAUGAUUAUUCAGUAUUUGUCAUUGUUAUUGCUAUUCAAUAUCUUAUGUCCAAUUGUGACUAUACGUUACCACAAGCAUAUGAAUAUGUUAUGCAAUUAAUACCUGGCGCACAAUCUCCCGAUUUAGAUAAAACGUUUUAUGAUCAUUUAAAACAAUUAGAUGCCUAUUUACAACGCGAUUCAUUCCCAAAACAAUUCAAUGAUUCUCGCUCAAAACGUGAUACAUCCUCAUCAUCAUCUUCGGCACGACGUAACAUUUCACCCAUAACAUCUGCAGUUGUUUCAUCUGCCUCAACAUCAUUUACAUCUUAUUCAACUGGUAUCGCUGGUACUAGAACAGCCUGGGAUAGUUAA